AUCAGAAAAAUAGUAUCAAAGAGAACAAGCAUCAAUCGUAAAAUGUAUAAUUCAUUCAUUUAUUUGAAUGGAACUAUAAUUGUAGGUAGUUAAGUAUUACAUCUUUAAAAUCCAAUGAACUGAGAAAACUUUCAUAGAUCUGACUCAACUAAUACCAGCUCACAUAUGCCGAAAAUUUGAUGGUCUGAGAAAUCAUUUAUUCAAGAUCUGGUUCCGCACAUUGUAGUCUUAACUCAGUUUUUGCUUGUCGGAAGCCAUCAAUUACGCAUGCAUCAUAAUUAUAUCAAUCUCGUCACAGAUUCAAAACAACAGACGUUCCAAACACUGUCUCAAAAGAGGCACCGAGUUUCUGCACUGUGUAUGUCAUUGGCAAGGGAAAGAUAUCAUAUAUGCGAGCUGCUACCACUUCACUGUCCCAGAAAGCUUACUUGCCUAAUCAAAAACAGCACCAAACAAACAAAGCUUCUGACACAAAUGAUACGCAAUUCAGCCACAACCAGCAACCCAGAGCAUGGGAGAGGGCGCAGUAUCCACCACAAAGCCAGCAAGAUGAAAUUCAAAUCAAGUCACCAUUCACAAGAGGAGGAGCUUCAGCUAACAAGUCAUAUGAGCUCUCGUCGGAUACUGACAUAUCAUUUGUGAGUAGUGGAAGGCCGAGUGUGGAUCACAUGUUUCCUUCUUUCUACGAUGAUCUGGACUCAGGACCUCGGCUUUCAAUCAGCCCAGAGAUUGAUAGCAGAAGCUCUACAUCAUCUUACUCGUCCGGGAUAAACAACAGGAGCUCCACCUCAUCUUACUCUGGACAUAAGUUCAUUGACAUGAGCUCUUCACCAUACGACUUCUCAUCAUCCUCAAUUGAAAGUGGAAACUCAUGUUCACAACUGAAUUUUGAUGCAAUGGAAGCUGAGAUGAGGAGGCUCAGGCUAGAGCUCAAGCAAACAAUGGACAUGUACAGUACAGCCUGCAAGGAGGCACUCACAGCAAAACAGAAGGCAACCGAACUACACCGGUGGAAAUUGGAAGAGGAACAGAGAUUAGAACAGGUACGACUAGCUCAGGAAGCUGCAUUGGCACUUGCAGAGAAUGAGAAAUUGAAAUGUAUGGCAGCCAUGGAGGCUGCAGAAGCAGCUCAAAGGAUCGCAGUAAUGGAAGCACAGAAAAGGAGGAAUGCAGAAAUGAAAGCCUUCAAAGAAGCUGAGGAGAAGAAGAAGGCAAUAGAAGCAAAAACAUAUGAUUUCAUGUUCAGGAAAUACACAAUUGAGGAGAUUGAAGCAGCAACAAAUAAUUUUUCAAGCGUUCACAAGAUUGGGGAAGGAGGCUAUGGGCCGGUAUACAGAGGUGAACUAGACCACACACCAGUGGCAAUAAAAGUUCUACGUCCGGAUGCAGCUCAAGGACAAUCACAGUUCCAGCAAGAGGUUCAAGUAUUGUGUUGUAUCCGCCAUCCAAACAUGGUUCUCCUUCUGGGAGCAUGUGCCGAGUAUGGUUGCCUAGUCUAUGAAUACAUGGCUAAUGGAAGCUUAGAAGACCGUCUCCUACAGCGAGGUAACACCCCAGUUAUUCCUUGGCAGCUAAGGUUCCAAAUAGCUGCAGAAAUUGGCACUGGACUUUUGUUCCUUCAUCAGACCAAGCCAGAACCCAUUGUACACCGUGACCUGAAACCGGCAAACAUUUUGCUAGACCAUAACUACGUGAGCAAGAUUAGUGAUGUAGGUUUGGCCAGGCUUGUCCCUCCAUCGGUAGCAGAUUCUGUCACUCAAUAUCAUAUGACAUCAACAGCUGGGACACUUUGUUACAUAGACCCAGAGUACCAACAAACUGGGAUGCUUGGAGUAAAAUCUGAUAUCUACUCGCUUGGCGUCAUGUUUCUACAACUAGUAACGGCCAAGCCACCAAUGGGUUUGACUCAUCACGUUCAGAGGGCUAUUGAGAAAGGGACUUUUGCUGAGAUGCUUGACCCUGCUGUUCCUGACUGGCCAGUUGAGGAAGCUCUAAAGUUUGCCAAGCUAGCUUUACAAUGUGCUGAACUGCGACGAAAAGAUAGACCAGAUCUUGGUAAAGUUGUGCUACCUGAGCUUAACAGAUUAAGAGCACUAGCCAACGAUAGGACAAACAGUGUCUUCCUUGGUGGUGGUGGAGAAUGUUCACCAAGACAAAGCUCGACUCCCACAAUACAAGAUGUAAUCAGUGACGGCAAUCCAUCACAGCCUGGUUAUGAAAGUUCAAGGAGUCGCUCAAGCACAUCAUCUUAUCCUGAAAGAAAAAUCUUUUUGGACUAGACAUGUUUAAAAAGUGUAGCAAAAUUGAAUUCUUCUCGUAAUAUUGCUCAGCCCGCCUCCCUGUAACCUUUGCAAGUCCAUCUCUGUUUUCUCUAAUAAUUUCAGGUAGGGACUGCAAAAGAGUUGCUUAAGUCUGCGUAGUUGUGUAAACUGGGAAAUCCCGAAUGUAUGUUUAGAAAACCCAUAUGAUACUGUGUGAUGCGCUUGUGGGGCUUGUUUUCA
Pyrus x bretschneideri (Chinese white pear) is the source of this 2501-nucleotide messenger RNA. Its product is annotated as U-box domain-containing protein 52. The record is from RefSeq and is a predicted model, not a curated record. Gene Ontology annotation, molecular function: ATP binding; protein kinase activity. Bases 390 to 2279 code for a protein of 629 amino acids. Lineage: Eukaryota; Viridiplantae; Streptophyta; Magnoliopsida; Rosales; Rosaceae. The transcript is spliced from 7 exons. Gene Ontology annotation, biological process: protein phosphorylation.